CGGGCUAUACGCCCGAGUUUUAGAACACUGAUGUUUCCUAAUUACAAUAACCUCGCAGACGCUGAGACAGGCAUUUCUGGGACCUGGAUGCUUGCCCACUCCUAGGGAAUCGCACUCCUGCUAUGAUCUCUGGUAGUUUCAAAGAAUCUCUCGCGUAUAUGGGUUACACUUGUAACAAGAUGUCAAUUGUUGCUUAUUCAUCUACGAAGCUGGAGCUGGAGAACGCAAAAGAAUUUGAAUCCGCCAAUAUCAAGCUUCUGCAAAACGCUGAUAAACGUGCAAAACAUUCUAAGAUCCUUGAGGACGUUUAUAUGUGGGGAAUUAAGCAUCGUGGUGAACUAACAAAUUUGAUGGUAAUCUCACAAAUGUCCCAACACUAUGUUAAGUACGCUACCUUUAAAGAGCUCGGAAUCAAUGUUCUCUUGGCGUUUCCCGAUGACACAAUUGGAUGUCCAUGGCCACUUGGUAUUCCAAGUUCAGUUUUUCUCUGGUCUAGCUUUUCAAAUGGAGGGAACCCUCUCGAUAUCAGCCAAAUCGGAAUCGAACAANUCAAUAAUGAUUCAUGGUUUAAAUAA
Molecule: messenger RNA, 575 nt
Organism: Camelina sativa (false flax)
Lineage: Eukaryota; Viridiplantae; Streptophyta; Magnoliopsida; Brassicales; Brassicaceae
Source: RefSeq, a predicted model, not a curated record